Hordeum vulgare subsp. vulgare (domesticated barley) is the source of this 1874-nucleotide messenger RNA. RefSeq lists its product as uncharacterized. Bases 303 to 1874 code for a protein of 523 amino acids. The transcript has a single exon. Gene Ontology annotation, cellular component: ribosome; mitochondrial small ribosomal subunit. The record is from RefSeq and is a predicted model, not a curated record. Gene Ontology annotation, molecular function: structural constituent of ribosome. Lineage: Eukaryota; Viridiplantae; Streptophyta; Magnoliopsida; Poales; Poaceae. Gene Ontology annotation, biological process: translation.
UUCAAAAGCCAGUUUCUUUCGAGAAGGCAGGAGGCCCAUAGCGAGUUACAAUAGUGCCAGUUCUUGUAUGGAAGGCCGUAAUUCCGGUAACCUCGACUGCUCUAAGAAUGAUCCGGGCUAGCCGGGCACAUCACAUCAAAGUUAGGUCAUUUGUCAAAAACAUGGCAAAUAGCUCAGUUGGUUUGGUAAGGGAGCUAGUCUCUCACUUAAACCACUCCCAUAUUAGGUAUCCUAUCUCGUCUUAAAGUUCCCCCGCAUUACCCAUAACUUACCACCUGUAUCUCCGGAACUCAAAUCGCAAAAUGACAAUGCUUUCGAUAGUCUGUACUAAAUUACUUUGUACGAAUGCACAUCUCGGCCUUCGGGUAGCUGAUCACCAUUUCAAAGUCUAUAUCCGUGGUUCAAGAAAUGGAAUUGCUAUUCUCGAUUCAGACAAGACACUGAUUUGUUUACGAAACGCUCUUCAUUUUAUAGGAUCUCCCAUUCGUCAAAAAGGCCGUUCCUUCUUUUUAAAGACCAAUCAUUUAUUUAUUUAUGAGAUAACGGAAGAAAUGGCGAGCUAUUUAAGAAGCUAUUUAAGAAAUGUGAAUUCUCAUUGUUUCGAUGAUUCUCAAUGGAAGAUCGGGGCGUUUUUGACCAAUUCUUUUGCAAAUAAAAAAAAAUUCCGUUCAAGAAAGAAGAAGAUCAAUUUUGGGUUGAACCAACAACCUGAUUGUGUGGUUAUUCUGAAUGCAGAUAGAAAGUCUUCGGUCAGACUGGAAGCUGAUCGAUCACAAAUACCUAUUCCAUCCUUAGUUGAUUCUACGAUCCCAUGGGAAUCCUAUAAAAGAAUCACUUAUCCCAUCCCAGCGAAUGAUCCUAUACAGUUCGUAUAUCUAUUUCGUCAUUCGAUCAUGAAAACAGUGAUUCUUAAACAGAAUGCGAUUAGUAGAGAGACACCACCAUCUCUUAGCAGAGGCACUUUUAAGACGGUGUCCACUGGCAUGCACUCCACCUCUUCACCCCGAGGAAGAAAAGUGUCUCUUGUGAGACUGAACCCCAUGAGAACCGUUUCUUCGGCUGUCUUUGAAUUAUUAGCGGCAGCCCAGCCCUUCUUUACCAAUACUACUGAGAGUCUACCCCAGCCACAAGGGGGGGCUGCUCAAAUAGUUCAGGAGACGCCAGCCCCACAAGGGUUCACGGAGCUCCAACCUAUACAAGGGCCAGCUAUACCUUUAAGUUUGCAACUCGAUUUUCAAUCCCAAGCUCAUUUUCUUGACUGUAUGACAAGACAUGCAAUUGGGGAGAAUAAUAUGUUUUAUAAAAUUCCUGGUCGUCUGCAUAACCCAAUAUUAGAAAAUUAUGGAGGUGCAGGUCCAAGUACUUCGACUCCACCGAUAUUAGAAAAUUAUGGAGGUGCAGGCCCAAGUACUUCGAAUCCACCAAUGGAUUUAUCUCCAACCAUGGAUAUGGAUGUAUCUCCUACCAUUCAUGUACCUCUUAGCAAAGAGCAAAUCUAUUUCAAUUUGGUGCAUCUUGAUGCCACUAGGAAAACCUCGGGAUUAUCCCAAGAGAAGCUUAUGACACUAGUAGAGAUAAUUUAUAUUAAGAAAUCGUCAAUACUAGCGGAGCUAAUGGAUAAAUCUGGCCCUCAAAAUUGCCACAUCCUUUGGAAUACGGAUGGUGCUGGCAAUGCCAUCCGAAAAGGAAACGGAGAAGAAUAUGAUGUAAAAACCUUAAGGGAGAUCCUUAAAAGUUUGCGAAGUAAUGAGGAAUUACGUAAAAGUCAUUAUUUGGGGGGAAUUUGGAAAAGAAGGAUUUCAGACCUCCCUAAAGCCAAAUUAAAACUUUUAAGAGUGGAAGAUAUACCCGGGGGGAUAUACGAGAUUCUUUGA